This is a messenger RNA of Cylas formicarius (sweet potato weevil), 1697 nucleotides long. RefSeq lists its product as uncharacterized. Lineage: Eukaryota; Metazoa; Arthropoda; Insecta; Coleoptera; Brentidae. The transcript is spliced from 2 exons. The coding region runs from base 107 to 931 and encodes 274 amino acids. The record is from RefSeq and is a predicted model, not a curated record.
CAGUUGCGACUGGUACACUCUCGAGUACGUCAAGUAGUACCGGAGCAGCGGUACGACCGUCGAUCAUUCGCAGGUUUUUUUUUCAUUAAAGAAAGCGAUACGAAUCAUGGAGUACGGGUGGUUGCGGGGUUUGGUGUACGUCGCGGCUAUUUGCAGCGUCGCCGCGACGGACAACAGCGAAGGGCAAGACGAGUCCGACACCUACAUGGAACCUUUGGACGAUCACGAACCGUCUUCUACGAACCUCCACGGUAACGGGCAGUGGUUCCCUUCCUUUGCUCGAUUCGAUCAGCCGCCGCUCGGUCACUCGAGGCCUUUCUUCAAUACGUUCCAGCAGCAAGAGGGCGCUUUCAGUCAGCGAUCGGAACCGCCGUACCAGCAGCAGGUGGACAAAGAAGUUCUCCCCCAACAACAGCCUCAGGAACGUGUCGACGCUGCCGCGUCUAUCUUGGGCGACGGCAACUUUGGAGUAAUCGAAGGCGGUACUUUCUACCCUCAAAAAGACGGCUACGACUCUGAAGGAGGUUUCGACGACUACAGCACGUACUUCCACAAUGGACACGGCAGACCUUCGUUCGUGUACGGUCGAAAACCCAACCCGAAGGCUUACACUCACAAGCAGUUCGAGAACUUUCGGGAUUUCGCUGACAUAAACACCACACCGGAUAGGCAGUACUCCCAGUACGUCGUCGUGUACACAAACAAGAACGGCGAGGAGCAACUGGCGAAGCAGCCCAAACAGCCCAAGAAUAUCAUCGAAAGCUUGGCGAUGUUGGAAGAAGAAGCAACUAAAGGAGCCGCGCCAGUACCUACGAAGAAGCUGUCAAAGUCGAAGAUGAAACUCGCGCUGCUGCUUCCCGAGAAGAAGCACCGGGCCAGACUGCUGAAGAAGGAAAAGGAGACCAGCGAGCCGCUGUUAGCGCUGAGCUGAGAUCACGACGGGGUGAGUUAGAGGUUUCAAACAGGUACUGGAUGUGGGAAGAAUUUGUGUUUUUCAAACUCCAGUUUUUUGGGGUCGUUAAAAAAAUAUUAAGGGUUAAGUUUGGACGUACCGAAUUGCAUUUUGUUUAUUCUACGGUUCGACGUUAGUGUAACUAUCAAACUCACUUUUAUUUUUGUCCAUUUACCAAAUUUGUUUUGAAAGAAAUAAAUUAAUACACGUUCUAUAAUAGAAAAUUAGUUACGGGUUACCGUGAUUUUAUUUUUGUUGAAAAAUUAUUUUUCCUUUUUUUUUAAGAAGCAUUCUUAUUAUUGAAUAGAAAUGAUGAAGAUUUUUCAAAUCUAUGUUGCUUUAAAUCGCGCAAAUGUAGUGGUCAUAAGAUCGGCCAUCGUAAUACCCUCUAUAAACCUGAUGAAUUUAUAAGCACCCACCCUUAUCCCCAAUGUCUUGGAUAUUUUCAUUGUUAUUUGUGCCUAGGCACACGUCGCAAACUAUAGCGUAGAAAAAAGCGUUUGCUUCCUAGUUUUAGUUAGCCUAGUUAUUACGGAGAAAGAAAAUUGUUGUUUUUUUUAUAUUCAGAUUUUAUCGGUAGACAUCUAAUUUACAUUACGAAUGAAUAAUUACCUCCAAGUUUGUAUUAGCGAUGAGUUUUUUUGACUGAAUUUUAGGCUAAGUACUCUUAGUUUUAAGUAAAUAAUUUCUCUCGUCCCGCAUGUAUGAAAUCAACCCUAUUUUUGUAAAAAUAAAUGAUAUUUUA